Brugia pahangi is the source of this 360-nucleotide messenger RNA. Lineage: Eukaryota; Metazoa; Nematoda; Chromadorea; Rhabditida; Onchocercidae. The record is from the annotation of a GenBank genome assembly.
AUGGUUUGGCCGUUUAAUUCAACAAAGCCUUCGCUUUCUUCAUCGCUUAACUCUUCGCAUUCAGAGACGCAGUCAACUUUAUUGCCUGAUUUAGCAGUGAUUGAGUCAGCAUACCAUUUGAGAAACAGCUAUCGCCAUACUUACAGAUGGAUCCUACCGUUUUCCGGGAAUCUACUCCUCACUGCUGGUGCAGUUAUUGGAGGACUGUUUCGAUGUGCACGUGAUUUACACGCUUCAAUGGUUGGAGCGGGUAUUGGGGUAUUUGCUCGUUUAAUUUGGUUGCUGAGUGAUCAAAACAGCCGAAAUAGAUUAUGGGAAGUGCGAAAGCACUUGACCGGUAAACAAGAUUAUAGUUAUUGA